AUGGGAAAACAGCGAGAGUUGGUAUUUUCUUUGUUUUUUUGGAAAGAGAUCAGUGACAGAUUUUUUGCCGAAGCUGAAUAAAUAGAAAAGUUUUAGAGUGUUUUGUUUUACAAUUAAUUGUUAGAUCACUUCCAUAGUGUGUGGGUUUUUUUUUGAAAAAAAAAUUGAUCAGCAAAAAUAAUUUUUGCAGUGUGACGAAUUUAUUCAUUUUUGAAAACAAUAUUUCUAUUUAUAAGUUUCAGAGUAAACCGCUAGCUUCGCUAAAAAUGUAGGAUAACAAUGUUGGGAAAACCUUAGUUUUGAAGUUUCUCCAAGAAAAAUUUCUUCAACAUUUUACUUCACUUAGAUUUUGAAAAUUGUCUCUUCAAAAACUUUUUUUCCAGUUUUUUUUUCAAAAGAAAAUAUGAGUAUCAAAUUUCACCCAAUUGUUGACCCCAUCAAAAACAGUCAUUUUUCAAAUCCAAUUUUCCUGGGAAAACCUCAACCUCAAAACACAAAUUUUUGUCUCUUUUUUGUUGCUUUUUCUCGUGAUACGUUUUGGCUCUUGAUGAAAGAAACAGAAGAAGAAGAAAAAAAACACAAAUUCUCUUUUGUUUGUUUUUUUCUUGACUUUUUCUCAUUUUCUCCGUGCGAUUGUGAGAUUUUUAUAAAUUUCAAAUUUAUAUAACUUUUUUGUUGCUUGUUUUCUCGCUCUUUUUUUUCGAAAUUAAAAAUAUUGCAAUUUUCUCGGUUGUCUGCGAAACAGAGAAAAAAUCAGAUGAAAAACAAGACAAUUUGAAAUUUAGUCUAAUGAUGUCACGAAAGAAAAAAAAGUGACAAAUUAUGUGUGAAAAAUAAUAAUGAAAAAGUAUCAUUUUUUUUUGUUCCUCUCAAUUUCUGUUGCAUUUUUCUUUUGAAAAUAAAUUCAGAGAGGAAAAAGAAAAAGAAAAAAGAAAAACACAUGUGCUCUUUGAUUUUUCUGUUUGUAAAUUGUUGAAAAGAUGGGAUGGCCUAAAAAACCAAAAUUUGUCAUUAAAAAUUGAACAAUUAGGUAUUUUUUUUUUGUUAAAAUUGAUCAACUGAACCUCUAGAUUUUCAAAAUAAAAUCUCCAGUUGUUUCAUUUGAAUCAUUAAAAUUUGAGUGUUUUUUCUAAUAAAUUUGCUUAUAAAAAACUUCUAUCAACUUUUUCUAAAAAUAUUUCCUUCAUUUCCGAUAAUCUGUUUUGAAAUUCGAACUAAAAAUUUGCUAACGAACGCCUUUUUCAUCGUCACACCCACUGCAUAAAUAUCUGCUUCUCUCUUUUUUUCAGGCGGAAAAUGCUUCUACUGAAAAUCCUUUUCUUUAAAAAAGUCUGAAAGUGUUCGACUUUCAAAAGACCCCAAUCAAUCAAACUUCCUCUUUCUUGAGUUUAUCUUUUUGUUCGGAAUUUGUGAUAUAUUCACACAACAAACAACACAUCAAAAAAGAAGAAGAAGCAGAAGAAGGCUUUUUUCAGUCAACCAAGCCAGCCUUUUUUCUCUUCUGCUCAUUAUCGAUUUUUUGUCUCGUCAGGUUCUCUUCUUCCGAGCUUCAUCUUUUUCUUUUUCUCUCUUUUUUCUCUCGAAAAAUUUUCUCCUUUUUUUGUUGUUUGUUACUCUUUUCCCAUUUUUCUUUUUUUCCCGCAUUUCCUUCCGAUUUUAUCAUUUAUGUGGGAAAAUUUCAGAAAAAUAAUAAUACUAAAAAAUGAAAAAAUCCCCUUUGUUAUCAUUUUGAUUAACCAAAAACAACCAGUUUUUUCUGCCAUCUUCUAGCCAUUUUGACCCUUUUCUAUUUGUUUUGGAAUCCAAUUUAUUUGGAACUUUUUUCUUUUCUCCAAAAUGAUUUGAAUUUGAAUUCCGAUUUUUUGCAGAGUUUCAAAAACUCUCAAAACGAAAAAAAUCAUCAUCACCACGUUUUUCCUCACCUACGAUUCCCGUCGUCGAAAUCCGAGGUUAGUUCCAAGAUUUGAAUUUUGAAAAGUCAUGCAUUUUUCAAAAAUAUGUGAUUUUUUGAACCAGAAAACAUUUGUUCACUCUCAAGAUUUUUUGCUACAACAAAAACCCACUCCAAACUGAAGUUCGUUAUUUCUUCACACUUUUCAAGUAAAACCACGCAUGAACUUGAUUUUCGAUCUGAAAAAAAUGAUUUGAGAUUGAAGCCUUAAAAUUUUGUGAAAUUCAGCUUCCAUUUUUUAUUCAGAAGAUUAUGAAAAUUUUGUUCCAAAAAAUCUGCUUGAAUUUGACUUUAUGAAAAUAUAUGCUCUAACCAAGCUCUGCCUCUUUUGAUCAUUUUCACAUAUUUGGAAAAUAUGAUAAAAUUAUCAAAAGUUCUAUUCCGUCGUUCAAAAUGAAAUGUCUUAUUAUAAAGUGUGUAAAUGCACUUUUUCUAGUCUAUAAUUCUCUAAAUCUUUCACGUUCGUGUUGAAUUUCAUCGAUUUUAGUCCUAUCCCAAAGAUUGUAUCAGAUUCCAGAAAUGCGGCAAAAAUUAUGUGAACACUUUUACAUUUUUUCAAAUUGCACUCAUCUGUUCAAUGUUUUUUUUUGUUGCAACUAAGCUCCUCCCAUUUUCCAUAUUUUUCUUUCUCGCUCGCCCGCACAAAAAAAGUACAAUUUUGAAAAUCACAAGGAAAACCCAUUUAUCCUUGUUUUUGAAACAAACCAAACAUGUUUUUGCCGUUUUCUUGUUUACCCAAAAACAUACUUUUUUGUUCUUUUUGCAAAAAAUCACAUUUUUCCCACCGAAAAGAACACAAGUUCAAAUCAAGUGUGAUUUUCUGUUUUGAAAAAUAGAAAAGAGGAAAAGAAAAACAACAGCCGGGUUAUAACCGAAAACUCUCUUUUUUUUCAUUCGAUCAAUUUUUCUUCAGUCAUGAGUUCAAGCUUUUGGUUCCUUCCUAGUUUUGUUUUUUUUUUUGAGAAAAUGACCAAAAAUCUUUUUUGUGGGUUUUGAAAGAAUUGAAAAAAAAAAUUCCAUGAAUUUCUGAAAUUUUCCUCUGAAAAUAUACAAGUUUGAUGAGAUGAUUUUAUUAAUUCAUCAUCAUGCGAAAGUCGAACUUUUCUUUUUCUUUUUCCAGACUUUCACAUAACUAUUUUUAUUUUUCUAAAUAGGAUUUUUUGUUGCGAAAUGAUUAGCAAUUUUCUGAAUCAGAUAGCCUUGAAAAUUGCAUUUGUUAGUGUGAAAAAAAUAUGACGUGAUCAUUACUUUUGAACUUUUUUUUGUCACCGAAAUUUAUUGGAUGAAAAAUAGACUCGGCUCUCAUGUUCUGUAAUUAGUGCUCGAAUUCUGUAAUUCAAAAUUUUCGAACCGGAUUCUGUUUCAAAAUCAUCUCGUCUUUUUACGAUCGAGAUUUUUUUUCCAGAUUUUAAACGGACUACUGAACUUUUCUAAAAAAUUUUUAGAAGCACACCCUUAAAAGCCAAUUUUUUGAGCGUACAAACCAUACCAUCAAAAAAUGAUCUCUUCAAAAAAUAAUUUGGCUGCGCUAACUCACAAUUUACAUAAAAAAUUGUUCAGUUAUUUUUAAAAUGGGCUUAUCAAAAUUUUCAAAAAUUUUUUUAAAUCUCAAUUUUUUGUAGGAUUCUUCACUCGACGUACAUGAUGCGAACGGCGGCAGGUGCAUCAAAUCGAUUAUGGGUUGGACCUUUGAUGUUGGUCAUUAUUAUUGCUUUGAUCUAUUUAUUGUCUUUGAUGCCAGCGACGCAACCAAUGGUGAGUCAAAACUUUCUUUUUUUGUAUUGUUUUUUUGAAACAAACAAAUAAAAACUUCAAAUAAAAAAUGAUUGAAUCACAAAGAAAUCAAAUAAAAAUAAUAAUUUUAUAUGAUGAAUCACCUCCAACAAUUUUUUUUCGAAAAAAAAACUUGGAUAUCUAAUUGAGUAAGAAACUUGUCAUCAUCGCGUGGGUUUAUGACAUUUUUCUCGAGAUGAUCAAUUAUUUUUUCUAUGUACUUGCUCAUCAUUUUUUCAAAGAAACAAAAUGCAAAAAAGUAGUAUAUUAAAAAUAUUGAAACCUCAUUAGAAACCGGACGGAAAAAAUCUUUGAAAACAUUUAUUUAAAAAAUAUGAAGAUUGUUGGAACUUGGAAAAAAUUUGAAAUUAAAAUUAAUAUGAGGAACUUUUGUUUUACCGAAAAUACUGAAUAAGGAUUUUGACAUUAAUAUGAUCCUUUUUUAUUUGAAAAAUUCUACUGAAAAAUUUCGACCCUAAAUUAAUAUUGAAAAUAUUUCAUUUCAAAACAAAACACAAUUUAAUUUUAGUCAAACAACGUUUUGAUAAUGCCACCGGAAAAUCCUCAAGAAUAUGCAAUGAAAGGACAAAUUCAUUCUGAAAUCGAAGAUCGAGGAUAUAAACAUAUUAGUGGAAGCGAAGUAUCGAAUUGUAUUAAUGGACGAACGAAUGAAACUGAUGGAACUUGUGUUUGUCUAAAUGGUUACAACGGCAAAAAUUGCGAAUUUCAUGUAAGUUUGGAAUUUGUGGGAGAACGUAAUUGUAACUUUUACAAUAAUUUUUUUUCCACGUCAUGAAGUUUAUCAUCAUAUUUUUUUUCAAAGCUACCGUAAUUUGAAGAAUCCAAUUUUCGUGCGUCAUCACAUUUUUACUAGAUGUUUUUCUGAAAACUAAAUUUGUACUUAUUACGAUUCAAAUUUUAAGACGUCAGCAAGUUUUUGAAUAAUAUUUUUUAUCCAAAGACCGAAUUUAAGGGGGAGAAAAUAUGUGACACUUCUCGAUUUUAAUUUUAUCAUUGAAUCCCAUUUACAAACUUCAGAUUUGCUCAAACAAUGGCGAAUACAACUCAACAUCUUCUCGUUGCUCGUGUCGAUCAAAUUUUUACGGACCAAAUUGUGCAUUUGAAUGUCAUGGAAUAUUCAACCCAAUAACUAUGAAAUGUGAAUGCGAAAAUAAUCGAGAAUGCUCAAGAUGCCCAAAUGGUCGAUUGAGUGAUGGAAAAUGUGUGUGCCCUCCUGGGUUCACGGGACCAUCUUGUACGAUUUGCGACCCACAGAGUCCCUAUAACUGUGAAGCUUUAUUCAAAAGUCACAGAGCUGUAAAUUCACGUUUGACACUUUCUGGACUAUCUUUUUGUAUUAUAACUGUUGGAUUGUUGUGUGUUGGUGCAAGAAGAAGAAGAUCACAAAUGGCUCCGAUGAGCGAUGAAACCUGGUAUCGUGUAUUUCAUCCAAACAAUAAUCGACCAUUCAGGUAAAUGUUUUGAUGAAAUGGAAAGUUUUCUUGGCUCGAAAAAAUGCACCAGCUGGAACAGCUCUGAAUUUUAUCAGAACAAUUCUGAAAAUUUAAUCUUUUUUGUUCAGUUAUUCUUACAAUUAGUUCAAAAUUCGGUCCCCUUUUUUUUGCGAAACAUCAUUAUUCAAUCGAAGAACAGUCUAGUUAAUAAUAAGAUAAGGUUAGGGUUGUAAAAUUAAAUGCAUGAGCAUGAUAAUUUGCAGUCGACAAAAAAAUGACCUCAUUUUUUUCUCACUAAAUUUCUCAUUUUAUCGUCAGUUUUAUGAAUGGUCAACAACCACAAAACAUGAAAUCAAAUGCUUACAAAAUAUUUUCAUCAUCACAAAGAAGAACAAGACCAAAAGUCGAAACUGGGUUGAGAGAUCAUAAUGUUUUUUUGUUGACUUGAGAGUGAAACCCGACGUCAGACAAGACAAUUUGAAAAAAUAAGUUCGCAUAAAAGUUCUCAUUUCUGAUUUUUCAGUUCAAAAUCUAACCCAUACUUCACAAUCUGAAACUCAUCUAAAAAAUUUCCACCAAAUCAAUGUGUUUUUCCAGAUGUCGACAUGAUUAUAUGUGUGGAGGUUCAUGGGUUCCAAGAGACCGUGCUCUAAUUGUUGCUCCUGGCCGUGUUUCAAUGUCAUCCACUACAACUCCUCGAAUUCAUCGUCUCGCAACUCCUCCACCAAGUUAUACAUCAGUCGAUGAAUCAGCCACCAGUGAUAUUCAAACACUUCCACCAACUUAUGAAGAAGCGACAAGAAUUGAAAUUGUUGAUGAAGUUAUGCCAACUGAAGUUGUUAUUCCAGAAGAAGAUUCGAAUGAUGAACAAAAAGAUUCGACGAGUUCGACUGGAGAAAUUCACAUUCAAGUGGAGGAUGAUCGAGAAAAUGGAGAAGAUCAACAAGAAAAUCACGAAUAA
This is a messenger RNA of Caenorhabditis angaria, 6139 nucleotides long. The record is from the annotation of a GenBank genome assembly. Lineage: Eukaryota; Metazoa; Nematoda; Chromadorea; Rhabditida; Rhabditidae.